Molecule: messenger RNA, 3044 nt
Organism: Populus trichocarpa (black cottonwood)
Lineage: Eukaryota; Viridiplantae; Streptophyta; Magnoliopsida; Malpighiales; Salicaceae
Exons: 15
Coding region: 162-2459 (765 amino acids)
Source: RefSeq, a predicted model, not a curated record
GUACUUGGAAAAAAUAAAAAAAUAGCGUAAGAGCCAAGAAGGAAGAAAAGAAAGGGCAUAUGAUAAAGUCAUCAUCCUCUGAAAAAGAGCAUGUUCUGCAGUUUGUUUUAAUCUUAAAUAGACAUUAGGCCGAAGAAAACAGUCUGUCUGUCUUCGUUGCCAUGUUUGAAACAGUGCAAGAAAUUGCUGUUUACAUUCACAGGUUUCACAACCUAGACCUCUUCCAGCAAGGAUGGUAUCAAAUGAAGAUCAGCAUGAGAUGGGAAGAUAGUGAGUAUACUUCCUUAGCAACCCCUGCAAGGGUUGUUCAAUAUGAAGCUCCUGAUCUGGGUGGUGAAAACAUAUAUGGGAUAUGGAGGAUUGAUGAUACAGACAAUAGUUUCUUGACACAGCCUUUUCGGAUUAAAUAUGCGAGACAAGAUAUUCGUUUAUCUAUCAUGAUUUCCUUCACUCUACCUCUUGGUGAAAAUGAGGGUCCAUCAACCUCUGCUGUAAUUUUGAAAUUCGAGCUUAUGCAAGCUCCCAUGACAGAUACCAUGGUUGAGCUGCUGGCUUAUCCGGAUGCUUCUUCUGUCGCAGUCCAUGAAUUUAGAAUUCCUCCUAAAGCUCUUCUAGGAUUGCAUUCAUAUUGCCCUGUCCACUUUGAUGCAUUUCAUUCUGUGCUUGUUGAUGUUAGCGUGCAUAUCAGUCUAUUGAAAGCUGGUUCUUUCUUGAAGGUACUCAGUGGUUCUUACGGUCAAGAUGCUACUGCCAAAAUUAGUGAUGGGUCCCACCAAGCAUUGGGUCUAGUGGCUUCUUUAGAUAUAAAAAAGAUCACACUUGUUAAAGCAUUAUUAGCUGCCCGCAACACAUUGCUGGAAGAGCUACAAAAAAUUAGCAAAGGCAUUGAGCGCACUAUUGAUGUAUCUGAUUUUGCUUCCAACGUGGAUGAUGUGAGCAUGUUUGAUUCUAUUGUGCAAGCAAAUCUGGUUACUGCUGAUGUUGCAGUUUCAGGACAUGGAAAGCCACAGAAUGGCCUUGAGAAAGCAAACAGCACUAUAGAUUUUCAAAGUGAUAAUUUGCCCCACAUUUCAUCGAAGGCUGCUGUUGUGAACAUCUUUCAUUCAUUGGGCGCUCAAUUAUCAUAUUUAUGGAGCAUUUUUCUGCAGUUCCACAGGGCAAACAAAACAAAAAUACUGGAGUUUCUGCGUGAUGUGUGGACUAAAGAUCGACGAGCUGAAUGGUCAAUAUGGAUGGUGUACUCUAAGGUUGAGAUGCCUCAUCAUUACAUGAGCAGUGGAAGUGAUGAUUCCUCCCAUCAUGGCCAUAGAAGAGUUUCGAGUUUGUUGAAUCCUGCCCAGAGUGCAGCUACACGUGCUGACCUUCAUCGGCGAAGUAUUGCCCAAAUGAGGAUUAAUAAUCGGUCAAUUCAAGACAUGUAUAUAUUUGGGGAUCUGCUACGGAUUCCUAUUAUUAUUGUGGAACGUGUAACUAAUGCACCACUGCGUACUCUUAGUGAAAAUUCGUUCUUCAAAAAUUUGGACCUGGUAGAUGCACAUGGCUCGUACAGUGGACCUAGCACUGAAUCUGAAGCUGGUAAGAAGCAACCUAGUGCUGCACUGUCAAAAAAUGGUCGUGAAUUGAAGGCUGUCAUCUUUGUGCAUGGAUUUCAGGGACACCAUCUGGAUUUACGGCUUGUUCGCAAUCAAUGGCUUUUAAUAGACCCCAAGAUGGAGUUCCUUAUGUCAGAGGUAAAUGAAGACAAAACAUCUGGAGACUUUAGAGAAAUGGGACAAAGGCUGGCAGAGGAAGUUAUCUCUUUCCUUAAAAAGAAAAUGGAUAAAGUUUCAAGAUCUGGUCUGUUAAGGGAUAUCAAGCUUAGCUUUGUUGGACAUUCUAUUGGAAAUAUUAUCAUAAGAACAGCAUUAGCAGAGAGCAUAAUGGAACCAUACCUAAGAUAUCUUCACACAUAUGUUUCUAUAUCUGGUCCGCAUUUGGGGUAUCUUUACAGUUCAAACUCCCUGUUUAACUCUGGGAUGUGGCUUUUGAAAAAACUUAAGGGAACUCAGUGCAUUCAUCAACUUACGUUCACAGAUGACCCAAAUCUCCAAAAUACUUUCUUGUACAAACUCUGCGAGCAGAAGACAUUGGAGAAUUUCAGGCAUAUAGUACUGCUAUCUUCACCCCAGGAUGGUUACGUACCAUAUCAUUCUGCCAGAAUUGAACUGUGCCAGGCUGCUUCCUUGGACCACUCAAAAAAGGGUAGAGUGUUCCUGCAGAUGCUGAAUAAUUGUUUGGAUCAGAUACGAGCCCCCACACCUGAGCAUCGACUAUUCAUGCGCUGUGAUGUAAACUUUGAUACCUCCAGCUAUGGCAGGAGUUUGAACACAAUCAUUGGGCGAGCUGCUCAUAUUGAGUUUUUGGAGUCUGAUGUUUUUGCAAAAUUCAUAAUGUGGUCUUUCCAGGAACUAUUCCGUUGAUUAGCAUGAGAACCUGAAGUCUUUUCCGCUUCAGCUUUGCUAGCCCAUCUUUGGCUGGCAGUCAUGCCUGUGUUUCCUGGCAACAAGGAUGAAAAAGUAUCAAGGUGUUGGAAUUGGAUGACCAGGAAAAGGCAGCCAUAUACUUUCAUCCGGGCUGGUCAGAUGCCAGUUGGUUUCUGUGAAUUAUUGGCGUGAUGCUAAUUCCACUUGAAGAAAGGCAUAGUAUGUAAAUAUUGUUUCUGACCCAAGCCAGCAGUCCCACAAUAUUUUGUGCACUAUUCAAGAGGCAGCCGGUCCAUGGUUGAGAUUUCAAGCUGCAGAGUUUACCUGGAAACUUGCACUGAAGUUUUGAAGAAAAAGUGUAAUUGUUUUCUAGGUUAAACCAAGCUAGGUGGACAAUGGAAACACUUAUUUUCUUGGUUAGAUAGACCCUAAGGAUGUGCUUCUGCAACUAUAGAUGCAAUCUCUACCAGGUAGGAGGAUUAUGUUUAUAACCAGUUCUAGGAUGUUGGGUAUAUUCUCGACAUAGUUUUAGAGUUUCUGUUAAAUAUUUGUCCAUGGCAAUUUGAUUCUAUAUUCUUACUA